UUUGGCCUCACUUCAUUUGCAGCUGCCAAGGUGUUAAAAUGUGUUGCAGUUGUUGUGGCGUAACUCAGCAGAAAAUAUGGGUGUUUCUAAUAGCCGUUUUGUUCCUUGUGCCAGGAUUGCUCUUAGUCAUUUUGUGGACAGACUUUAUAAACGAUAAAAUAUACGAUAUGCUGCCCCUUGGUCCUUGCUCGAACACAUACGACAAAUGGGUGCAGACACCCAUACCGGUCUACAUGUAUAUGUAUCUCUUCAAUUGGACAAAUCCGGACCAGGUGCGCACAAUUGGUGUCAAGCCGAAUUUCCAGCAAGUGGGUCCAUUUGUUUAUAGAGAGGAAAAGCUCAAAGAAGAUAUAACCUGGCACUCAAACAAAACUGUAUCUUACUAUGGGCAGCGUACAUGGUACUUUGAACCCGAGAUGUCGGGAGCCUCGCUGGAUGACCUAGUAACUUGUCCGCAUCUGCCCUCUUUGGCCGCAGCAAACGUGAUGCGGGAUGAAUCAAAAAUCCUCAAAUUAGGCUUCAAUAUCGCGCUCAAUAAUAAUGGUGGCGCGCUCUAUCAGACACACACGGCCGGUGAAUGGCUUUUCGAUGGUUUUUACGAUGAGUUUCUGGACUAUGCUAUGAAACUAAAUAGUUCCAUGACUGGCCCUGUGGAAUCGAAUCAUUUUGCUUGGUUUCUUAAUCGCAACGGCUCUAAAGAGUUCGAGGGCCUCUUCACCGUACACACUGGCCAAGGCGAUUUGACCCAAAUGGGUGAAAUUAAAUUUUGGAACGGUGUAAAUCACACUGGCUUCUAUGAGGGUGAGUGCGGUCGCCUGAAUGGCAGUACUGCCGAUCUGUGGGUACCGAAUAUUGGUCCCGAAGAAUACAUCACGGUCUAUAUUACCGACACAUGUCGCAUUAUCAAUCUGGUACCAACCGGUGAAGUUGAAAUUGAAGGCAUCAAAGCGACCAUGUAUGAAACCAAACCGGACACAUUCGACAACGGUCAACGUAAUGCCGAUAUGAAGUGUUAUUGCCCAAGUGAUAAACAACCCGACAAUUGUCCGGCGACUGGUGUGACCGACCUCGGUCCAUGCGCUGAAGGCGUACCCAUGUACUUGUCGCACCCACAUUUCAUGUACGCCGAUGAGAGUUUCGCAAACACGACAACUGGUCUCGAGCCCGAUUAUGACAAACACAAUUUUUUCAUAGUUAUGGAGCGAAAACUGGGUGUACCGUUGCAGGUGAAUGCCAAUGUCAUGGUCAGCUUACACAUAAGGAACGACAGUGAUAUAACCAUUUUGCGUGACUUACCGGAGUUUUAUGCGCCGCUUUUUGUGACCUCAAGUAAGGCUGUUAUCAGUAAGGAGCUUGCAAAGGAAAUUAAGCUCGCUUUGAAUCUGCCCGCGAUUGGAUUUUAUUGCGGAUUAGCGUCUAUAAUUAUAGGCGCUAUUAUUGGAACUGUUGGCAUAUAUCUGACCGUUACUCAUAACUGGUAUGGCGAAUCUAAAAAAUAAAUGUUUAAAAAAAUUGUAUAGCUUCCAGCAAAUGUAGAUAUUAAAGUGAAUUUUAUUAUAACCUUCA
Bactrocera dorsalis (oriental fruit fly) is the source of this 1566-nucleotide messenger RNA. It is a transcript of the gene ninaD, whose product is annotated as protein croquemort. Gene Ontology annotation, cellular component: cytoplasm; membrane. The transcript is spliced from 5 exons. The record is from RefSeq and is a predicted model, not a curated record. NCBI's taxonomy places the organism in Eukaryota, Metazoa, Arthropoda, Insecta, Diptera, Tephritidae. Bases 39 to 1499 code for a protein of 486 amino acids. Gene Ontology annotation, molecular function: scavenger receptor activity.